Messenger RNA from Notechis scutatus (mainland tiger snake), 1327 nucleotides. Lineage: Eukaryota; Metazoa; Chordata; Lepidosauria; Squamata; Elapidae. The record is from RefSeq and is a predicted model, not a curated record.
GGCGGCGGCAGAAGCAGACGCUCCUGCGGCAGCGCCUGGACGGGACGGACGUCUCCCCGGAUUGCAGCUGAUGGCCCCGACGCUGCUGCUGGUGCUGCUGCUGCUGGCGCUGCUGCGGACCGGACACCCUUUGGGCAAGGCCCCUUCCCGGCCCCGCAGAGGAAUCCUCCAGCUGGCCGGGAUGAUCCAGUGCACCACGGGGCGAACUCCCCUGGCCUACAUUCGUUACGGAUGUUACUGUGGCUGGGGAGGCCACGGUUGGCCCAAGGACCAGGUUGACUGGUGCUGCUUCAAGCAUGACUGUUGCUAUGGAAAAGCGGAGGAGGAGAACUGUGCCCCCAAGACGCGGAGGUACCCCUGGGAGUGCCAGGACAGCGAAGCCGAGUGCGACGACAUUGGAGACAAGUGCCAAAAGAUGGCUUGUGAGUGUGACCGCGACGCAGCCAAGUGCCUGGCAAAAGCCCCCUACAACGUGACGCUUUUGUUCUGGCCAGACAGCCGGUGUGCAGAGAAGGGCCCCACGUGCCCAGACGACUGAGGCCGCCCUCGCAUGGCUUCCCUGCCUGUCCGCCUUUCCCCUCGGACGGCCCAGCCUCGUCCUGCUGCAGGGACUCGGCACCGCGAGAGUCUGCGGGCAGCUCUGGGGUCUCACUUCAAGGAUGUCACGCGACUCCCUUUGCUCCAAGGAGCCAUGGCAUGCGGGAACGAGGCUGGGCAAAGAAAGGCAGCUAGGGACAGUCAGAGAAAAGGCAACCUAGCCCUCAGCCGGAAAGUGGGAGGAGCAAGAGGGCUAAAAGAGCCCCUCCCUAGCUUUGGGGUUGUAAAGGAGAUGGGAGGGAAAUCUUAGGACUUCUAGGACGGGCGUCAGCCACGCGAGUGGACUGGAGAGGAAACACGGCCUGGGGGGCUAUUUCUACUUGACUCUAAAGCUGCAUUAACAGGUUCUUGCAGGUCUGAAAGUCCAAAUCUCUCCUCGCCUCCUUUACAAUCCACGAAAGUCGGGAGGGGCCCUUCUGGCCCCCUUGGCCCCCUCCUGGCCACUCCCACAUUCCAUCCCUGGACAGAAAGCAGGAGCACCAGGGUGGCAGAGCGGAGAACCGGUUGCAGGAACAUCACAAAGUUCAACUCCCUUCGUCACAGCCUGGCCAUGGAUAGGCACCAGGCAGCCAUGACACCUGCUGCUAUUCAGCCCAGCCUGCCUCACAAUCCAAACAAGAAAGGGAAGGAGGGAAUACUGGGCAAAAAAAACAACCAUCACUAUUUUUAGAAAACAUUAUUUAAUUUGUAAAAAUGUUCUAUGCAAAUUUAAAGAUCAUAUUAAUACAAA